Molecule: messenger RNA, 1956 nt
Organism: Scutellospora calospora
Lineage: Eukaryota; Fungi; Glomeromycota; Glomeromycetes; Diversisporales; Gigasporaceae
Source: the annotation of a GenBank genome assembly
AUGCCCCGAGUACACAAACACAAUGCUUUUUGCAUAAAAAUUGUUAAAACGGUUUAUAUGAAUCCAAAUUUCGGUUUACAAACAACAAAAAUUAUGGCACGACCUCAAAUCCCACCUCUUUGCCUUAAACACAUUCUGCUCCAUUUAGAAGCAGAAGACGUGGCACGGUGCUCACAAGUAUCAAGACAGUGGAAAGACGCCUCUUACUCGGAUUCUUUAUGGAAAAAGUUUUGUGACCAAAGGUGCACGUCUAGGUGGAAAUACUGGAGGUCAAAGCCCACGAGAACUGAUGGGUGGAGACAAGUUUUCCUUGUUCGAAUGACAACUGAUCGCUGGGCAUUCGGGAUUUUGGAUGAAUUAGCACAAGGUGGGCCAUUUUAUCUGGCGAAUAUGAAAAAACUUAAACAAUUAGGUGAUAAUUGCAAAGAUGUGCUAUUUUGGAUAAUGGAUAAUCCGAAUGAGGUGACUCUAACUCAUUGUUAUUUUGCAAAGCGUGCCCUUCAAUACAUUCGCAGAUGCGAAAUUAUCCAAAAAUGGAAAUUAUGGCGGGAAUAUAAGUUAGAGAUUUCUAAUUUGGAGGGUUUCGCAAUGAUGGCGGCCUUUUUUAACGAAAGGAUCAAUGUGACCGAUAUAAUGCAUGAGAUUGACGAACUGGCUCUUGAAUUUAAUUCCUUAUGUCAGAAUAAUCCACCUGAUUCUAAUUUGACCAAAUUUCGACUCCUUGCAAACUUCUUUGGUGCAAAAUAUCCUUCCACUGCUUCCGUGCUUGAUAUAGAGACUAAAUUUUUAUAUUUAGUUAUGCCGCUUUUGGAGACUAAACAGAGCAAGGCAUGUGUGAUGACAGUUUUAUUCGAAGCAUUGGCUGCAAAGGUUGGAAUUGAGAACGUGGACAUUGUUUCUGACCGAGAAAGGUUAACGUUCCGGAGGUAUCAUUUCAUUAGAUUUUGUGAUGAAAAUCUUUCAAAAAUGGAACAAGACAAGAAAAGUGAUGACGAUGAAGAUGAGGAUGAAACUGAUAUAUAUCAUAUUGAUUUUCAAAAACAUUCAGAAACUGGUGUACUCACAAUCGAACAAUUUGAUAAGCAUAGUUCGAAGUACUAUGGUGCGUAUAUGCCAGAGUAUAAAUUCAUCCCACAGAAGAAGUUGUUUCGAUUGUUCUUGCAAGACUAUUGGCUUGCUCUAACCGCAAUUCGUGGCUAUAAUCGUGAUGUAAUAUAUGGUAUAGCUCUUCAACUUCACUUCGUAAGAUCGCCUGAGUACUUAGAUUGUACUCUUGGUGACUUAUGUAAGCUUAUGAGUUUUUGGUGGUCGUUUGUCGCAGCAAGAUAUAGAUAUCCAGAGGAUUAUGAACUCGGACGAAUAGCAUUGGCGGAUAUUGAAAAUUAUUUAGGUGCUGGUACAGAGGUAGAACAAGAGAUGUGGCAAGAAUUAUUUGAAGAUGUGAAAGCUGACAUCGAAGGGUUAGAAGAGGAUGAUCGUAUUGAUUGGGAUUUUGAGUCCGGCCAGUCAAUUAGAGGCCAAUUGGGGAAAAAAGAUCCAAAAUUUAACAUUGGUGACGUAGUUAAUUUUAAAAAAUUCCAUAGCCUUGGUGUGAUUUGUCGUUGGGACAGAGCUUAUAAUAGAGAGAUAGCCGAAAAUGCGAUCAAAUUUGUUUGGACGGAUAUAGAAUCUCCGCGUGAUGAACCGUUUUAUGAAGUUCUAACUCAUCGAGGUUCAUUUAUAUAUUGUGGUCAGAAAACUUUAGUUCUCGAGCCGCCGAAUUCGGAGCGGCUAUUAAGAAUGGUUCCUAGCAAUGUCUAUGGAGACCAUUUAGGUGAUGAAGCCGACUGGAAGUUGGCUAAAGCACUUGGUCCCGUAACUACCGAAUUAGUUGGUUGCUAUUUUGAAUGUUGGGAUCCGGAAAAUCGUAAAUACAUUCCCAACGAAUUAACUAGAAAAUGGUUUCCGGACGGAUGA